AUGAAUGACCUUUUCAAUGGCAGGAAUGUUGCAAAUGCCAGCAUAAGUGAAGAAUGGAUACAAAGAAUUGUUACAGAUUCCCAAGAGGCUUCCUUUGCCAAUUUCCUAGAACAGCUUUACAAGAGAGGAAACAUUAACCUCCAACCAACAAACAAUCAGCGAGGCUUAAGAUUGGGUCAAACGAACGAUGAUGUCUCAGCCGCUCAUCAUAUUCAUACGCACAAAGAUGGUUCAACUUGGCACCUGCCAGAAGAGUAUGAAUGGCCACAAGGGACAGCUCAGAGUCUUUGGAAUGCUUGGAGCACAGAAGAUACAGUGAAUAAGAUUCCACCACUGAAAUUUCUCAAAGGUGCUGACUUCGGAUUCAUGGCAGGAAAAGUAAAGCGCACGCCUCGGCGGAAAUUCAAUGAUAUUAAGACCCUAUGUAAAUAUAUUGAAACGCAGGCAGCAAACAAGGGACUUGAGACUGCAAACUUGACAAUCGAGGAAGAUGAUGAUAUUUUCCUUAAAAUUGCAACAGAAGAAAAUUGUUUGAAGCUUCCUGAUGGGAAGCGAUCGGUCCGAUUGGCCAUGACACUGAAAAAAGUACGGGAAUCCAGAAAGCUGGCACGACAACCACAAGAAACAAAUCCAACAAAUCCAACAGAGCCAUCAGUGAACCAAGAUGAAGAAGUUGGAGAAAAUGAAGAAGAUACUAGUACAAGAAGAAAUCCUGCAACAACAAGGAAUACGGAGAUGACAACAACACCCACAGUCGAACGUCGUCUGUUUGUCCAUCAGAUAAUGGCCGUUGUUGAACGUCUGCACCCCAACGGCUAA
Cylindrotheca closterium is the source of this 819-nucleotide messenger RNA. The record is from the annotation of a GenBank genome assembly. NCBI's taxonomy places the organism in Eukaryota, Bacillariophyta, Bacillariophyceae, Bacillariales, Bacillariaceae.